This is a messenger RNA of Gadus macrocephalus (Pacific cod), 5236 nucleotides long. RefSeq names its product hexokinase 2 (gene hk2). Gene Ontology annotation, cellular component: mitochondrion; cytosol. Gene Ontology annotation, molecular function: ATP binding; D-glucose binding; fructokinase activity. Gene Ontology annotation, biological process: glycolytic process; glucose 6-phosphate metabolic process; intracellular glucose homeostasis. The record is from RefSeq and is a predicted model, not a curated record. The transcript has 18 exons. Bases 147 to 2909 code for a protein of 920 amino acids. Lineage: Eukaryota; Metazoa; Chordata; Actinopteri; Gadiformes; Gadidae.
UUCUGACGCCUGCGCAGUAGCACUCCCAGCAUCACUUCAUUUAAAACUGACCCUAACACCGCAUCUUACACGCCCCAAAACAUCCAGACAACUUUAAAAAUAAGUUGUUCGUGUCAUAUUUUAUCCCAGUAAACAAAGCAUCGGAGAUGUCGUCGUCCAAUCUGCAGGCUUACUGCUUCACGGAACUCCAUCAUGAGCAUGUUCAGAAAGUGGACCAAUACCUGAUCCACCUCCAGCUGUCUGAUGCAAACCUGAUGGACGUGUCGCUGCGGUUCAGGCGGGAGAUGGACAAGGGCCUGGGCCGGGACACCAACCCAACCGCCGCCCUUAAGAUGCUGCCAACAUUUGUACGAUCCACCCCUGACGGCACUGAAAAGGGCCACUUCUUGGCUCUUGACCUUGGCGGGACCCACUUUCGUGUGCUCUUGGUGAAGGUGUCCUGCAAUGGCCAGCAGAAUGUGGAGAUGGAGUCACAAAUCUAUGCCAUUCCAGAGGAAAUCAUGAGGGGCACUGGCUCUGAGCUAUUUGACCACAUUGCUGAUUGUCUGGCCAAUUUCCUGGACAAAUUGGGCAUAAAAGAGAAAAAGCUUCCCCUCGGCUUCUGCUUCUCAUUCCCCUGCCAGCAGACGAAGCUGGACGAGAGUAUUCUGGUCUCCUGGACAAAGGGCUUCACGGCGAGUGGCGUAGUAGGAAACGACGUGGUUGCCAUGCUGAGGAGAGCCAUCCAGAAGAGAGGGGACUUUGAUAUUGACAUUGUUGCUGUGAUCAAUGACACGGUGGGCACAAUGAUGACCUGUGGCUACGAAGACCAUCACUGCGAGAUUGGCCUGAUUGUCGGCACGGGCACCAACGCCUGCUACAUGGAGGAGGUGCGGAACAUGGAGCUGGUGGAGGAGGACGAGGGCCGCAUGUGCGUCAACAUGGAGUGGGGGGCGUUCGGGGACGACGGGGCGCUGGACGACCUGCGCACCGUGUUCGACCGCGAGAUUGAUGCAGGCUCCCUGAACCCCGGAGGGCAGCUCUUUGAGAAGAUGAUCAGUGGCUUCUACAUGGGCGAGUUGGUUCGCCUCAUCCUGGUGAAGAUGGCCAAAGAGCAGAUGAUCUUCCAGGGUCAGGUGACCCCCGGCCUGCUGACCAGGGGCAGCUUCAACACCGGCCACGUCUCUGCCAUCGAAGACGACAGGGACAACGCCGGUCUGCUGGCCGCCGAGACGCUCCUGCGGGGGCUGGGGCUGAGCCCGUCCACGGAGGACUGCGUGGCCACCCAGCGGGUGUGUCAGGUGGUGUCCACCCGCUCCGCCCACCUCUGCGCCGCCUCGCUGGUGUCGGUCCUGCGGCAGAUCCGCGACAACAAGGCCGCUGAGAAGCUCCGCACCACCAUCGGCGUGGACGGCUCCGUCUACAAGAACCACCCCCAGUUCGCCCGCAAGCUCCACAAGAUGGUGCGGCGGCUGGCGCCCGACUGCGACGUGCGCUUCCUGAGCUCGGGGGACGGCAGCGGCAAGGGCGCGGCCAUGGUGACGGCGGUGGCGUACCGGCUGGCCAUGCAGCACGCCGAGCGCCAGCGCAUCCUGGAGCCCCUGCGGCUGGGCCGGGAGCAGCUGCUGGAGGUGAAGAGGAGGCUGGAGGAGGCCAUGGAGCAGGGCCUGGCCAAGGAGACCCACCAGCAGGCCUGCCUCAAGAUGCUGCCCACCUAUGUCCGGGCCACGCCCGAUGGCACAGAACACGGUGACUUCCUGGCUCUUGACCUUGGGGGGACGAACUUCCGAGUGCUCCUGGUGCGCGUACGGAGUGGGAAGAAGCGCAGCGUGGAGAUGCACAACAAGAUCUACAGCAUCCCGCAGGAGACCAUGCAGGGCACCGGGGAGGAGCUCUUCGACCAUAUCGUCCAGUGCAUUGCAGACUUCUUGGAGUACAUGGGAAUGAAAGGGGCUGUCCUUCCCCUGGGCUUCACCUUCUCCUUCCCCUGUCAACAAAGACAACUGGACCAGGGAAUCCUUCUGAGAUGGACAAAGGGAUUCAAGGCGACGGGCUGUGAGGGGGAGGACGUGGUCACCCUGCUGAAAGACGCCAUUCGACGUAAAGAGAAGUUUGACCUGGACGUGGUGGCGCUGGUCAACGACACCGUUGGCACCAUGAUGACCUGCGGCUACGAGGACCCCCUGUGUGAGGUGGGCCUCAUCGUAGGCACGGGCACCAACGCCUGCUACAUGGAGGAGGUGCGGAACGUGGAGCUGGUGGAGGGGGACGAGGGCCGCAUGUGCGUCAACAUGGAGUGGGGGGCGUUCGGGGACGGCGGGGAGCUGGACGAACUGUGCGCCGAGUUCGACCGCGUCGUGGACGAGAGCUCCAACAACCCUGGGAAACAAAGGUAUGAGAAGAUGAUCAGUGGCAUGUACCUGGGUGAGAUUGUGCGGAACGUGCUGCUGGAGUUCACCGCCAAGGGCCUGCUGUUCUGCGGCAAGCCUACUGAGAGGCUGAAGACACGGGGCAUCUUCGAGACCAAGUUCCUGUCCCAGAUCGAGAGUGACCGGCUGGCCCUGCGGCAGGUGCGCUCCAUCCUGCAGCACCUGGGCCUGACCCGCUCCACCUGCGACGACAGCAUCCUGGUGAAGGAGGUGUGCAGUGUGGUGUCCCGGCGGGCCGCCCAGCUCUGUGGCGCCGGCCUGGCCGCCGUGGUCGACAAGGUGCGGCGCAACCGCGGCCUGGGGCACCUGCGCAUCACGGUGGGAGUGGACGGCACGCUGUACAAACUGCACCCCCAUUUCUCUGGGAUCCUGCGAGAGACGGUGCUGGACCUGGCUCCCGGCUGCGAGGUGAGCUUCCUGCAGUCGGAGGACGGCAGCGGGAAAGGCGCAGCGCUGAUUACAGCCGUCGCCUGCAGAAUGAGGGACGCCGCAAAGCACUGAACACCAACCCCCUGCCCACCCCCCCCUCCCCCCCAGGGUAGACGCAGAGAGAACAGCUCUGCGGAACAGUUAUAUUUAGUACGGACGUGGUUCAUCUCAAACCGUGUGUGUCUGGUCUGUAUGUACGGAUCUAACCUAACCAUGCGAGAAACCACUCGCAGGACAUUGGAUGCGAGUAACCAAAUGUGUAAGAUUAAAAGAUGAGAGCUCCCAUCCGUGGGGCGAGGCAAAGACCCAAGAUUUAAUGCUACAAGGCGGUUUUGGAACCGCCGUCCAAACCCUGCCUCGCCAGAUAGAACUGGAUUUAGAGGACUUAACGCUAGAAGGGAAAAUCUGUCAGAAUAUCACCAAAGGGAAAUAUAACUAACAGUAUGAUAUACAAUAUGUUAUGCAUCCCAAAUAUAUACAAUUUCUGUAAUGAAUAGGUUUCACAAAUUGUACAAGGCCUUACAGAGGCCUAACUUAAAUAGAGUAAUGCCUUUUGUGUCUGAGACCCACGCAGAGUUCGGCUAGAUAACAACAGCUUGAUUUGAUAUUAUUCUUUCGUUCCUCUGAUGUUGUCAAAUGGAACAGUUUAUUUCAUAGUUGCCAUCCCUAUUAUAUUCUACCUUAUCAACUGAGGUAGCCUAACCCGUCAAACUCAAAUGUAAAACACUCUUAGAACUAUAACAGAUACGAUCAGAACUAUAGGUCACUCUCGGCAACUUAUCAGGCUUAGCAACUUUAGCCUAUAUUUUGCUCAAGUGAGAACUGUUCUGUCUUGAGCAAAAUAUAGGCUAAAGUUGGCUAAAGUUACAUGAGACUUGAGAGCAGGGCUCUCAAGUCUCACACAUUCGGCGUGAGACAAACGCAAUUCAACCCAUGCACACGCUCACACUCCACACUUCGUAUUUAUCACGCAGAGAAUAUACCAGGAUAGCGGCCACCAAUUUGGGCCACUAUUUAACAGUGGAACAGGUGGGAAUCAAAUGGGUUUCCCGUACGUAGGGUAACCAGACGUCCUCUUUUGCCCUCGCCCCCCACAAAAUCUCACUCUGAACUCAGUUAAAAACUUGAGAGCCCUGCUCAUAGCCAAUCAAAGCCUGUUGGUAGCAGGGCAAAUACAUCCUUCUUGGUAAUGAAAGAGUUCAACACCGAAAGUUUAUAUGUUUUCCAAAAUAAACAUGCGUUCUAAACUACUUAGAACACUAUCUAAGGCUGCAUCGAAAGGUAACGCGUCGGCUGCCAUUUUGGACCCGUAAACGACAAGCUUAGGUAUGUGGCAUAGACGUCGUCAUCGUCUUGCCGUCCCUCCCCGUUCUGUGAUUGGUUCCCUAUCUCCAGCGAAAAUCUGAUCCAUGGAAUCCAGGCUGCCUUGCAGCGCGAAAUGAAAUUGCGCGCAAGGCAGCAUGGGUAUACCCAGGCUAAAGCCUGAUAGAUUGCCCAGAGUGACCUAUAGUUCUGAUCGUAUCUGAUGUGUGUGGGAUCUGUGACUUGAUACACAGAUACAUCUUCCACAAUUAAGAAAAAGCUUGAGAUUUUCCCGGCUCUUUAUUGAAGGUCUAAGUUUUGCUUUGUGUUCGCGAAAUGAAAAUAUUUAGUCAAGCAAAUAAAUGUAAAAAUUAAAUAAAUGAAAAGACUAUACAAGGUCUCCGCAUGGGGUCGACCUUCGCAUGUGUGCACCGUGAAAGCGCUGGAAGUCGUAUUCCCACUUUGUUUGUGUAUGUGUGUUAGAAAUACUUGAGUCAUUUGUGGUUUGGUUGAAGACAAAAAAUUCUGCAUGGAAUGUGACCCCAGAUGAGCGGUUAUAAAAGAAUAAGGAAUAUGAAGUACAUUCUGCACCGUACAACCAAGGAGGCUAUGAUUUUUAACUCGGUAUUGAUGACGGGGGAUGGGUUUGUUUUGUUUGGGAUUUUAACCCUGAAAUGUCAGCUUUUCAAAUGGGUUUUCCCCAAAGACGAUAAACCCAUUUAUCUCUGUAUUCAUAGUCAUUUAAAUGUCUGUCUUUUUUGGUCGAUUGUGGCCACAGCUCCGCUUAACCCCGAUAGGUGUGUAUGAAAAGUUUAAAAACAGCCAACCAAAGGGCUGCUUUUUGGACAGUUUUAUAUAUUGCAGCAAAAAGGAGAAUAAGGAAAGAAACCCAUGUAGAUGUGACCAACGUUUACUUUUUUUCUGUUGUGUUGGUCUUCACUGGAUUUGCAAAUUGAUUUGGCUUGGUAUCAUUAAUAUGAUACCAAGAUUUAACUGAUAUUCUGUGGUAUCAUUGAUAAUACUUUAAUGAUUGUUAAUUAUUUAAUGCUUUAAUUAUUGUGCUUUUCACAGUUUAUAAAAUGAGGUUAAGUACCACC